UCAUAUUUGGGGUUUAGGGUGAAGAACUGAAAUACAUCAAAGUUGAGGUUAAAGUAGAAGAAGAGUCGGUAGAUCAGCAGUCUAUGGUAGAGGGGGAUCCUUUUUAUUCCCAGGAUUCCACACAGGAGGAUCACACCAUCCCUCACCAUCAUCAGGGUGAGAGAUUUCCCCGUCCCCUGUGUUCCUGGGAUUCCACACAGGAGGAUCACACCAUCCCUCACCAUUAUCAGGGUGAAGAAUGGAUUAAUAUAAAAGCUGAGGUUGAAGAAGAAGAAGAAGAAGAAGUAGUAGAGACGUAUGUGUGGGGUGAUCAGCCGUUCACGGAGGAGGUUGGGAUGAUUAUGAAAAGUGAACAGGUGGACAUUUCUCUACAUUGUGACACAGAUGGAUGUGAUGUGAGGAAUUCCUCGGAGAGACAUCUUCUAUUAUCUGCUGAUUGCAAGUCAGAAGAUAAUGUCAUCACACAGGAUCCUCCAGGAGGAAAUCCAAAUACACAAAAUAUACAUCACAGACCUUCCUGUCCGGAGACAUCAAUGGAUCCCUCUGAUCAGGGGGAAUCUUCUCAUCAAUCACAUACCAUGAUUGCAAAUGUCCAUGUAAGAUCUCACACUGCAGAUAGAUCAACAGAUCCUUCUAAUCCCGAGGAAUCUUCCUCACCCCACGAAGGAGAUCACCAAGGUGACAAUCUAUUCUCAUGUUCAGAGUGCGGGAAGCGUUCCAUUUAUAAAGGAGAUCUUGUUAAACACCAGAAAUUUCACAUGGGUGAGCAUCCCUAUUCAUGUUCAGAGUGUUGGGAAUCUUUCCAUAAGAAACACAAUCUUGGUAAACGCCAAAAAAAUCAGAAGGGUGAGCGGCUCUAUUCAUGUUCAGUGUGCGGGAAAUGUUUCACUCACAGAGGAGACCUUAUUGAACAUCAGAGACUUCACACCGGCGAGAGUCCUUAUUCAUGUUCAGAGUGCGGAAAAUCAUUCUCUCGCAAAGGAAAACUUGUGACACACCAAAGAUUUCACACGGGUGAACGUCCCUAUUCAUGUUCAGAGUGCGGGACAUCUUUCACUCAAAAAGGAAACCUUCUUAGACACCAGAGAAUUCACACAGGUGAACGUCCAUUUUCAUGUUCAGAGUGCGGAAAAUCUUUCAUUAAGAAAGAUCAUCUUGAAACACAUCAGAGAAUUCACACGGGUGAGCGUCCCUAUCCAUGUUCAGAGUGCAGUAAAUCUUUCACUCAUAAAGGAGACCUUGUUAGACACCAGAGAACUCACACGGGUGAGCGUCCAUAUUUAUGUUCAGCGUGUGGGAAUUGUUUCACUCAGAAAGCAGGUCUUGUUGUACAUCAGAGAAUUCAUAUGAAUGAGUGGCCUUAUUCAUGUUCAGAGUGUGGGAAAUCUUAUAUUCAGAAAGCAAGCCUUCUUGCACACCUAAAAAUUCACAUGGGUGAUCGUCCUAAUUCAUGUUCAGAAUGAAGGUAGUCUUUCCAUAGGAAAGAAAGAAACUUGUUAAAUACCAGAAAAUACAGUAUAGUGUGGAUGGAGGGGGGAGCUAUCACAGAAUGUAGUGUGGAUGGUGGAGGAGAGCUGUCGGAGAAUGUAGUGUGGA
This is a messenger RNA of Rana temporaria (common frog), 1596 nucleotides long. Its product is annotated as zinc finger protein 501-like. Bases 84 to 1463 code for a protein of 459 amino acids. NCBI's taxonomy places the organism in Eukaryota, Metazoa, Chordata, Amphibia, Anura, Ranidae. The transcript has 6 exons. The record is from RefSeq and is a predicted model, not a curated record. Gene Ontology annotation, biological process: negative regulation of transcription by RNA polymerase II; regulation of immune system process; regulation of cytokine production.